AUGGAGAAUGUCUCUUCUUCGCCCGUCUUCCCCAAUGUCACCUCGGCUUAUGAAAACACCACUCGGCACAUCAGCGAUUACCAGGGUGUCCAACGAAUCCUGCACCUCCUAUCCAUGGUAGUCUAUGGUGUCGCGUGUCUCCUGGGGGUGAUGGGAAACGGUCUGGUCAUCUGGAUCGCGGGGUUCAAGAUGAAGAGGACGGUGAACGCUGUGUGGUUCCUCAACUUGGCGGUGGCAGAUUUCAUCUUCACGUUUUUCCUGCCCCUCAGCAUCGCCUACACAGCUCUUGGCUUCCACUGGCCCUUUGGGAAACUGCUCUGCAAGUUGAACAGCACCGUCGCCUUUGUCAAUAUGUUCGCCAGUGUCUUCCUCCUGAUGGUCAUCAGCGUGGAUCGGUGUGCCUCCGUGGUCUACCCGGUGUGGUCCCGAAACUACCGGACCCCCAAGCUGGCUUGUGUCAUUGUAUCGGGCGCAUGGAUUGCCGCUGUCGUCCUGAGCACCCCGUAUCUCGUUUUCCGGGACACAGCAACUAAUUCAAGGAACGUGAUCAGCUGCUACAAUAAUUUUGCUCUGUCCGGCGACUAUGAAGCCGAGGAGGCCCGAAAGAUCUGGCAGACAAGGCACAAGGCCAUGAUCAUAACCCGGUUCCUGUUCGGCUUCUUCAUUCCCUUUUCCGUGAUCGUGGUCUGCUACGGCCUUGUUGCGUUCCGGAUGAAGAGGAGGCGUCUGAUCAAGUCGACCAGGCCUGUCCGGAUCAUCUUGGCCGUGACGGGGUCAUUCUUCCUGUGCUAUUUCCCUUACCACAUCUUCUCUUUGCUGGAAAUGGCCAAAGCAUCUUCCGAUCACGAGCUCCAACUGGUUCUUUACAUAGGGGUCCCUUUGGUGUCCAGCCUUGCAUUCUUUAACAGCUGCAUCAACCCAAUACUCUACGUGUUCGUAGGGCAGAAGACAUUCCGGCAGCCUAUUAUCUCGGCGUUCGAAGGGGCUUUUGGGGAGGAUUCUCUCCUGGCCACCUUGUCCAGCAAGAGAAAAUCGAGAUCCAUUUCCCAGGCAGAGAUUCAAAUGCCAAAUGGGUUACAACUUGUGCCCAAUGGCCCAUUGGAGCUGUCGCUGAGUUGCCAUUGA
This is a messenger RNA of Sphaerodactylus townsendi, 1125 nucleotides long. Its product is annotated as chemerin-like receptor 1. Bases 1 to 1125 code for a protein of 374 amino acids. Gene Ontology annotation, molecular function: N-formyl peptide receptor activity; complement receptor activity. The record is from RefSeq and is a predicted model, not a curated record. The transcript has a single exon. Gene Ontology annotation, cellular component: plasma membrane. Lineage: Eukaryota; Metazoa; Chordata; Lepidosauria; Squamata; Sphaerodactylidae. Gene Ontology annotation, biological process: positive regulation of cytosolic calcium ion concentration; inflammatory response; complement receptor mediated signaling pathway.